Messenger RNA from Drosophila navojoa, 1617 nucleotides. It is a transcript of the gene Ugt301D1, whose product is annotated as UDP-glycosyltransferase family 301 member D1. Gene Ontology annotation, molecular function: UDP-glycosyltransferase activity. Lineage: Eukaryota; Metazoa; Arthropoda; Insecta; Diptera; Drosophilidae. The record is from RefSeq and is a predicted model, not a curated record.
GUUCUAACAGACAAAUAUAAAGAUGCAGCUGCAGUCGAGAUCUUUGCUCUGUUUCGUAGUGCUCGCCAUAUGUGGACUCUACUCGGAUGCCUAUCGUAUACUGUUUAUGGGUCCGUUCCCAGCGCCCAGUCACUGGAUGUGGCUGGAGCACUUUCAACGGGAUCUCUUGAAGCGAGGACAUCACGUGACCAGCCUCAACAAUCAUCCCACAAAGACACCACAUGAGAAUCUCACUGAGAUCAUACUCAAUCCCAUCUUUGAUAUACCCAAGCACUUUCCCAAGGAGAAUCUGUUCACCAUGCGCUAUGCCAGCGAUUUUCAGAAUCUGCAAAUGUAUUGGAAAAUAGGUCAAUUGACCACGGAACACGCUUUGCAGGACCCGCAAGUGAAGCGACUGAUCGAGAGCCAGGACGAGCAUUACGACCUGGUCAUACUGGAGCAAUACUUUCACGAGGCCUUCCUGAUGUUUGGCCACAAGUUCAAGUGUCCCGUGGUCACAAUCGGCACCAUGGGCUAUGCGGACAACAUGGACCAUGCCAUGGGCAUACUGACGCCCUGGUCGUUUAUCCCCCAUCUACUGCUGUCGCACACGGACAAGAUGAGUUUCAGCCAACGCGCAUACAAUUCGUAUCUGUCCCUAUAUGAUGUCGUCGUUAGGCGUUGGUACUACAUGCCACGCAUGCAGCGUAUAGCCGAGAAGUACUUCGGGUCGGUCACCAAAGGUGACUUUCCCAAUGUGCUAGACUUGGAGCGAAACAUUUCUCUGAUGCUGAUCAACAGCCAUCGCAGCGUCGAUCUGCCACGCCCCAGCAUGCCAGGGCUGAUAAAUGUGGGCGGUGCACAUAUACAGCCCGUCCAGAAGCUGCCAGAGGAUAUACAGAGAUUUAUGGAUAAUGCCACGCACGGAGUGGUAUACUUCAGCUUGGGCUCGUAUAUGAAGAGCACGGAUAUGCCACCGGAGAAGACGGCGCAGUUCCUCCAAGCCUUCGGCAGACUGAAGCAGCAGGUGCUGUGGAAGUAUGAGAAUGCCUCGAUUGGCCAAUUACCGGCAAAUGUGAUGAUAAGGAAGUGGAUGCCACAGAACGACAUUCUGGCACAUCCGAAUCUCAAGCUGUUCAUCACGCACGGCGGCAUCUUUGGCACCCAGGAGGGCAUCUACUGGGGCGUGCCGAUGCUGUGCAUUCCCCUGUUCGGGGAUCAGCACAGGAAUACGAUCAAGUCCGUGCGUGAAGGAUAUGCGCGUUCCAUGAAUUUCGCGCAGUUGAAUGUCGAGGAUCUGGUGAGCAACAUCGAGGCGUUGAUCUAUGAGCCCGCUUACAAGCGUAGCGCCUUGGAGAUCUCCAAGCGUUUCCGCGACAAUCCGAUACAUCCUCUGGAGGAAGCCAGCUAUUGGAUAGAGUACAUCAUCAGGCAUCGCGGAGCGCUUUUCCUGAAAUCACAGGGUGCCCAAAUGCCGCUCUAUCAGUAUCUGCUGCUCGAUGUGAUUGGCUGCGCUCUGCUCCUCCUGUGGCUGGCCGUGUGGCUUCCCUGGCGCAUGCUGCGCAAGGUCUACAAUUGGUGGGCGCUGUCAGCGGCGACAGCGCAAAAGCGGGAAACUAAGAAACGUCUGUGAAAUCU